Molecule: messenger RNA, 2723 nt
Organism: Patiria miniata (bat star)
Lineage: Eukaryota; Metazoa; Echinodermata; Asteroidea; Valvatida; Asterinidae
Product: E3 ubiquitin-protein ligase TRIM71-like
Exons: 1
Coding region: 1-1986 (661 amino acids)
Biological process (GO): positive regulation of DNA-templated transcription
Cellular component (GO): nucleoplasm; chromatin
Molecular function (GO): ubiquitin-protein transferase activity; zinc ion binding
Source: RefSeq, a predicted model, not a curated record
AUGGCAUCUAAUGUUACAGUUCAAUCAGUGUUGGAGAAGAUUAGUGUGGAUCAUCUGGAAUGCUCCAUCUGCACCAACCGUUUCAGGAAGCCCAAACUGCUGGACUGUUUGCAUAGUUUUUGCCUGCAAUGCCUGCAAGGGCUCAGACAGAGCCAAGAUCCUAGUGGUACAAAGCUGACAUGUCCUCUGUGCAGACGUGAAACCAUGUUGAAAGGGUCUGGGGUUGCUGAUCUCCCUAAUAACUUUGCAUUCAGUGCCCUGAUGGAGGAAGUUGCAAUGCAGGAAAAGCUACUGGAAGGUCAAGGGUCAGACAUCAAAUGUCAAAACUGUGAUGAGGAUAAUCGGGCCAUUUCGAGAUGCAUGGACUGUGAUAAUUUUCUGUGCCCAGAAUGUCAAAAGGCUCAUGAACGUAUGACUUUCAUGAAAUCUCAUAAAAUCUACACACUGACUCAACUUCGAUCAGGAGAAAUUGUCUACAAGAGUAAACUAAGAGAUGAAGUUCUAAAAUGUGGCAAGCAUCCAGAUCAGAAUCUCAAUGUCUACUGCAACUCAUGUGAGCAAGUCAUAUGCACAACUUGCUCGGUUCUUGAUCAUACAAAACACUCACUUACUGGAUUACCUGAGGCAGUAAAAAAAUGUAAGAAGAAAGUCGCAGAAAUGGUCCAAAAAAGUGAGACUAGAACAACAGAAUUGAGCACCACCACAAAAGCAAUGUGCCAAUCUCAAAAAGAGCUGGACAUCAUGUUUGCCAACACUCAAAAGAAAAUCUCCAAAAAGGCUCAACAGAAGAUUACAAAGCUGAAACAGGAGAUUGCAAAGAUCCAAAAGGAGAUUGCAAAAAUCCAAAAGGAAGAACAGAAACUGUUACAAGAGACAGACAUGAUUUAUAAAGACAAACUCAAAGCUUUUGAAGCUGUUCAAGCAACCAACAGGAAAGAGGUGACACAGACAGAGCACAAGCUGGAGGAGGUCAAACAACUCAUGAAUCAAGCAAGUUGCUACGAGAUUCUUGAACUUCAGCAGAAGCUCUUGCAUAACCUCAGUGAAUUGACAGGGAAACAGCCACAGCAAGUUCCUGACAAGUUGACCUUCAUGGACUUUGAAGAAGGUGAGAGGUCACUGGGGAAGAUCAUUCUGGAGGAAGAGCCACAGGCUGCAGCAAAGCAAUCACCAAGACCUGGAAGAUCGUGUGUGAAGGUGAAAUGGGAACUGAAGACUGAAUUCAAGAACUUUGAAUUAGGAAAUACACAGAUACGACAUGUGUCAGCACUCUCUGACAAUAACAUAGUAUUAACCACUUGGAUUAAUGCAUUAUUCACAGUGUCACUGACCAAUAGUCAACAUACACCAUCUCCUAUCCCACAAAGGCUACACAUCAAUGGCCUCACUAAUGAUGUAAGGUGUAUUGCAGUGAGCAAGGAUGACAAGCUCCUUGCUCUAGAUUGUCCAGUAGUCAAGGUCUUCAACAAGCAACAUCAGCUCCUCCAUCAGUUCACACCAGGUAGAGGGUCAGACAGCCAACCAACAUGCCUUGCAGUGGAUGACAGCAAUCUGAUAGCAGUGGGUUAUCAAGGCAAGAAGGAGAUAUCUCUACACAACCCAGAUGGAUCCCUCAUCAGGAGACUGCCUGCUCCAAUGAUUGGAGGUUAUCUGACAAUGUACAAUCACCGCCUUAUCUACACAAACUAUGGCAACCAAAGGUUGGUAUGUGUAGACUACUAUGGUACCAGUGUAUUCUCAGUAGACAUGACCAGCAACAUGCAGGGGGGUUGGGGCCCUACUGGUGUGUGCUGUGACAGUGAUGGCAGCAUCUAUGUUGCUGUGGAUGGAUAUCAAACAGGUGAUGUUCUGCAUUACAGUCCUGAUGGCAAGUACAUUGGAUGUGUGAUCAAGGGAUGUGGUCAUCCAUAUGGCAUGACAUUCACAUCAGGUGGUGAUCUGGUAGUGGCUGCAGGACAGUCUGUAAAGGUUUAUCACCGAGUGUAAGGACAGAUUAAUUAAACUGGGGCUAUCCAGUGUAUCCACCAACCACUUCCAUCAGACAUUGAACAUUGUUAUCACUGAAAAAGAACUUGAAAGUACACUCCCUCUAAUAACAUUCUACAAUACUGUAUAUUUGGUUUAUUUCUAAGGUCUUUGCUGUCUGUAUACAUGUACUUUGGAAAAUCUUGGACUUCAACACCAAGCCUACUUCCUUCAAAAUCUUAGAUCUAGUGGCCCAAUAAUGAGAGCAAAGGAAUGACCCUUCACAUUGUUUGCAAAUAGGGCAGAGUGUACAUUUUAAAAAUAUUACAAACGAGAAGGAAAGUAUUACCAUGAGAGGCACUUCAAUUUUCUCAGAUUCGUCUCAGCAAAUGCAAAGUCAAUGCAUGAUGUGUUUUCCAAGUAUAAGAUAUAUCCCUGCUCCUGUAUGCAAUGUAAACAUUUUGUUAAAUUGUUUUAUUGGAUUUUUCAAUUAUUUGGAAAAUUGUUGGGAUUAAAUGAAUGCAACUUAUUUUCGAAUGAGAAAGACUGUGCACCUCUGUGUACACAAGACAAAACUAAAUACUCAAAAGCAACCGGAUGAAAUAUGUGUGAUUUUGAACUCAAGCGAUAGUUUAAAAGUAAAUCAUAUGCAAUCCCUUGGUUGUCUCUUUCACAGAGCUUUCCGAGUGCCUCAUCAAAUUAAUGUUAGUUUCAUCACAUUUACAACCAAGUUGAAAUGAAAACCUUGUGCAUUCUAC